Molecule: messenger RNA, 447 nt
Organism: Aspergillus steynii IBT 23096
Lineage: Eukaryota; Fungi; Ascomycota; Eurotiomycetes; Eurotiales; Aspergillaceae
Exons: 2
Coding region: 1-447 (148 amino acids)
Source: RefSeq, a predicted model, not a curated record
AUGUCCAAUAUCUUGCACAAGGUGAAGGACGUCGUGACCGGUCAUCAUCACGGCAAGGAGUCCAAGGAUUCGAACAAGCGUCAGCCUGGCGCUAGCUCGGGAACUGGCCCCUCUGAGUCGAGCCCUAGCGCCGGCAAGUACAACCCAAAUGAAUAUGCCUCCGGAACUGGUGGUGCCGGCCGUCAGGUUCCGACCGAGUAUGGGUCUCAGCCAGCUGCUGGCCAGUACGGCACGGGCACGGGCACUGGCACGGGCGAUUAUGGAAGACCUGAAGGUGGCAGCGCACCGGGGGGCAGCAGCUAUAGCACCCAACCGGGUUCUGGCCAAUACACCGAGGGAACUCGCAGGUACGAAGACUACUCCAAACUAGGAUCCCUGCCGGAGUCGGAUCCUCGCCAUGCCACCGGAGGUACGCAGCAGCAGCAGCAGCAGCGAAGCCAAUGGUAA